Messenger RNA from Mycetomoellerius zeteki, 639 nucleotides. RefSeq lists its product as uncharacterized. The record is from RefSeq and is a predicted model, not a curated record. The coding region runs from base 1 to 639 and encodes 212 amino acids. The transcript has a single exon. NCBI's taxonomy places the organism in Eukaryota, Metazoa, Arthropoda, Insecta, Hymenoptera, Formicidae.
AUGCCUCACGUUACGUUGAACGAAGUCAAUAAACUAUCCAUGCUGCGUACCUUGGAAAGCGGACGAUAUCUGAGUAUGAGUUUUCGUUCAUGGGAUCUGUACGAGUAUCCUCUAUUGUCGAGCACGACGAAGCACUCGUGGGCUAUUAAAACGGCUAUUCAGUUCGAGAAGCCGCGAUACGUCAUCUUUGCUUUGCAGACUAAUAGAAAAAAUAACAUUGCGACACAUAAAACUUACCUCGACAAUUGUAAAUUAACCAAUGUGAAACUCUAUCUGAACUCUGAAUUUUUUCCAUACGAUGAUCUGAAUCUGGACUUCGACAAACGUAGAACCGCUAUUUUAUAUGAUAUGUUUGUACGUUUCCGUGCAUCUUACUAUCAAAUUUCAAAAGAAAGUAGUGAAACGUUAUUCAAGACAGAUUCGUUUAGGAAUUUCUUUCCUCUAGUGAUUACUAGACAGUCAAUGAUUAUUGACUGCUCGCGACAAAACGAGUCCGUCAAGAGUGGCACCGUGGAUGUGCGAUUAGAAUUUGAAUUCAAAGAAAAUGUAUCGGCGAAUACUACUGCCUAUUGUCUUAUCAUUCAUGACCGCGUGAUUGAAUACAGUCCAUUGUCCAACGUAGUACGCAAGAUUAAAUAG